Molecule: messenger RNA, 211 nt
Organism: Ambispora leptoticha
Lineage: Eukaryota; Fungi; Glomeromycota; Glomeromycetes; Archaeosporales; Ambisporaceae
Source: the annotation of a GenBank genome assembly
UCUUCAUCAAAAAGUUCAAGCAGAGCUUCGAAAAAUUUUUGGUAAAUUAUCUUCUUCCACUGUUACAAAUCCAAAGAAUACAUCGAAUGGAAUAAAUGAGUAUGAAUUUGCGAAUAAUGGUACUUAUCCUCUGGAUAUUCAGCCAGCUGAUCGAUUAAGUUUAUUUGCUGGUGUAUUUGGAGAUGAAAAAAGAUCCAAUACAAAAGAAUGA